AACAUUUCUCAAGGCCUAGCCUGUCACGAGGUAAGAAGGGAGCUGGACCUAGAAGAUUAGGACAGAGUAGCAACAAAUGGAGGAAUUGUUUGUACUAGAUACAUUAGUAAGAAUGGAAUGCUUGAGAACCAUUUUGCAGGAAAGAUAAGGAUAGGGGCAAAAGCGUGGUUCGACACAACAGUUGGGGAAGCAUCCCAAGAAGAGAAGUGAAGAUCUCCCUCCUGCCGCUGUUGUCCGGACAUCGGGAACGGGUAAUAUGUUUUCAGUUCUGUUUGCUAGGCAGAGAAGUAAUAAUAGUAGUAGUAGUUGGUCCGCUUGAAACACAGAAGUCAGGUUAGGCAGCACGAGUGAGGUGCUGGGCUAAGAGCUGAUUGUUUCUGUUGAGUUUAUAGGAGCCAUUCUGUGUGAUUGUUGUGAUUAAGUAUUGUUUUUAUAGGAUUGGUUGUGUCCGAGGGUUUACCGGGCGCCAGUAUUACAGAAUCAGUUGUCCCUGAGGGAUUUCCAGAUGUGUAUGUUGAGGUGCGGGCAUUGUCAGAGACUACAGGCCACAUGGAACAAACUGGGAGACAAAUACAACAACAUGGAGAAAACUCCAGUGCACGUAGCCAAAGUUGACUGCACCGAAGAUACCCAGAUCUGCUCAGAGAAUGGGGUCCGAGGUUAUCCCACACUCAAGUUGUUUAAACCUGAACAAGAUGCUGUCAAAUAUCAGGGACCUCGAGACUUCGAAUCGCUGGAAACAUGGAUGAUUCAGACAGUGAAUGCUAAACCUGCUGAACUAGAAGCUGAGCUGGAAACUCCCCAAAUCCCUGAAGCCAAGCAAGGCUUGUACGAGCUGUCAGCAGAGAACUUCAAGUCACAUACGGCACAAGGUUUCCAUUUCAUCAAGUUCUUUGCCCCGUGGUGUGGGCAUUGUAAGGCUCUGGUCUCCACAUGGGAACAGCUGGCAUCAAUGUACGAGCAUUCGGGCAACCUGAAAAUUGGCAAGGUGGACUGCACUAUCAAUCAGCAACUUUGCUCUGAUAAUCAAGUCCGUGGAUACCCAACCCUUAUGUGGUUUAAGGAUGGAGAAAAGAUCGAUCGUUACGGAGGGAAGAGGGAUCUGGACUCUUUGAAGCAGUUUGUGGAUUCCCGGUUAAAUGCGGCUCAACCUUCUGAAGAGGAAGUAGCAACUGAUGAAGCUGAGCAGGUGGAGGAAGAGCCGGAGAAGGUAGAGGCAAAGGAGGAUCUGUCUGGUGUGCUGGUCCUGACUGAAGAUAGUUUUGAUGAGGCCAUUGCCACAGGUGUUACUUUUGUGAAGUUUUAUGCUCCAUGGUGUGGUCACUGCAGGAACAUAGCACCAACAUGGGAGGAUCUUGCCAAUAAGGACUUUCCUGGUUUAAGUGAGGUCAAGAUUGCAAAAGUAGACUGCACAAUGGAGCGUACCCUCUGUAAUAGAUUCUCUGUCCGUGGUUAUCCCACGUUACUCCUGUUCCGUGGUGGUGAGAAGGUUAAAGAACACAAUGGAGGAAGAGACCUGGAGGCUCUCCACAGUUUUAUACUACAGCAGGCCAGAGACGAGCUGUGAAAGAUGCACUCCCUCCCUGUUACCACCUUGGCCUCACCCUUGCUAUUAUAAAUAUAGCUUUGAGAAUGUUUUUAAAAUUUGAACGUGCAAAAAACAAUUGUUUUUAAAAAUUCUUUUCCAUUUUUCUUAAUUACCAGUGAGGUGAAGCCAACUUUUCAGGGUUCCUGUAAGAUUACAUUGGCUGGUGUCCUGUGUAGCAAUGCAGGGAGUGUGCUUGUCUCAUGGGCAUUUGUCUUUUUAAAGUAUCUGCAUAUGUGGUUCAUCUGGCACCAGUCAGUCCUGGUAGCAGUAGCUGCUUUGUAAUUUGCUGUGAAAAGCAAAUUGACCCAAGUACCUCAGCCUAUCAUCAAGCCCCCCCAUCUCCUGCAGCUAUUAAAACCUAAGGAAGUGUGUGUGAUGAUGGUGUGUAUUUCUAGCUUUUAAGUGUGACUGGAAGUAGUAACCUUGUCAAAAUUGAUAUUUUUAUGUUACAAUUUUUUUUUCCAACCAGUUCUGAGGGUAGGACUUGAAAGCAGACAAUAAGUAUCACAGGGAUUAAAGUAAAUAUAGCAUCAUGAGAAAUUAAACAGGAAUGCAGAUAGUUACAGCAGCUUCCAAUGUGAAGACCAACAUUACACAAGGAAUAACUAGCUUUCUGAGAUAACCCAGUCAGGAUAUCUACAGACACAUUCCUCUAAUCUGCAUCUCUGAUUACAUUUACAAAGAUUAACAUUUUGAGUCCUUUAUUUUAUACACUUCACUCAAUUUGGCAGAUGGCAAAGUAUAUAUCCUUAAAUGCAACACAGUCUGUUAACCCACUCAGUUGGAUGAAGGUUGUGCAGAAAGAAAUGAUCAAUGUUGGGUGCAUGUUUAGGAAUGGAAUAGCAUAAGCAAAAUUGAACAGGAAAACCACUUAAUUUAAUCCUUUAUUGUUAGCACAUGGUGUAAGAAUUAACGGUUGAUGGAGAAAAUAACAUUUGUAAGUACAGUUGGCACUUCACUUCUGAAACUUUUGUACAAAACACAAUUAUUGGAAUGUGGUACGACAGAAUGUCAAUAGUUUACACAACUUGACAAUUUCUAAUAAAUUUCUUAAGAAAA
This is a messenger RNA of Callorhinchus milii (elephant shark), 2647 nucleotides long. It is a transcript of the gene txndc5, whose product is annotated as thioredoxin domain containing 5. The record is from RefSeq and is a predicted model, not a curated record. NCBI's taxonomy places the organism in Eukaryota, Metazoa, Chordata, Chondrichthyes, Chimaeriformes, Callorhinchidae. Bases 506 to 1567 code for a protein of 353 amino acids. Gene Ontology annotation, cellular component: endoplasmic reticulum. The transcript is spliced from 10 exons. Gene Ontology annotation, molecular function: protein disulfide isomerase activity. Gene Ontology annotation, biological process: protein folding.